AUGAAAGAGGCUUAUGAAAUUGAGGAAAACUUAAACAUGGAAGUGGAAAUUACCUAUGAACAACACGUACAACAGAAUAACGAAAGAUUACUUUCAAUUAAGGAGCAACUAAACGAUGCCAGAGGUUACGAAAAAGGUUGUCGAGAACUGUUAACUUGGUGUUCAGAUUCAAGAGCUUUCCAUAACUCAUUUGAGAUUAAUCUGCUUAACGUUAUAAACGAAGUGGUAACAGUAUCAACACGUGCUGGCUACGAUGAAGAGUUAGCCUAUAUGCUUCUCAAAUGUUGCCAUCAGUAUCGGAAACUGCUGUCACGUCAAGGAUCAAUGAAAAUUAAUCGUUGGUUUGAACAGCUGAAACGGAACAAAAAAUUAAAAAGUGGUAUUACGGUAAAAAAACGAAGUCGUUCCAAUACAUCACCAAAAAAAAUGGCCUUACAACAACAACAACACCCACAACAGCAUCAGCAACAGUCGUCGUUCGAAGGAGAUUCUGUUACAGUCGUGAACCUGCAAGCCGAUGCUGAUACUACGUCGACGAUUAAUGGAACUACUCGGUAUGAUUAA
Molecule: messenger RNA, 564 nt
Organism: Enterobius vermicularis (human pinworm)
Lineage: Eukaryota; Metazoa; Nematoda; Chromadorea; Rhabditida; Oxyuridae
Source: the annotation of a GenBank genome assembly